Messenger RNA from Puccinia triticina, 3132 nucleotides. RefSeq lists its product as uncharacterized. Bases 1 to 3132 code for a protein of 1043 amino acids. The record is from RefSeq and is a predicted model, not a curated record. NCBI's taxonomy places the organism in Eukaryota, Fungi, Basidiomycota, Pucciniomycetes, Pucciniales, Pucciniaceae. The transcript has 5 exons.
AUGGCUGUGGUACUAAAAGGCUUGGACCUUGAAGACUAUCACCUUGAUACUAAGGAGCUUUUCUCCAGCUGGGAAGGUAGUGGAAAGGCACCUCAAUUGCCAAAUUCAACCCAACCCGAUCCAUUGGAUGCCUUACAGCCACCCUCAAAAGACCCACUACAGGACAACAACCCGGCCCCAUUGCUUGCCAGGGAGAUGCCACACAAAGGACAUCAACAAACCCACCAGAAGAAGACGGCCACACCACACAUCAACCCUUCUCCAAUUAAAACAAAACCUCUCCCUCCGCCUGGCCCACAACUUGAUCCCAAUCCACUUGGACGACCCAGAACCAGAAUCGUCUAUAACCCUGGUGCACCGGCCAUCCAAGUCACUAGCAGGAAUGAUUCAUCCACAUUGGCAGAUGAAAAAGGGCUUGGCCCCCCUGGUAUGGCAAUGGCUAGUGUGCGGGAAAUGCAGACCAUGCUACGAAUAUCAUCUAAACUACUGUUGCAGAACUAUGCUGUUGUCACUGUCUAUUGUACUCGACUUGAAGAGCAGAUCAACUGUUCAUUGCAGGCCGGAGUUUUGGAGGGCAUCAAAGUCAUCGACCUUACCCAGGAAGAAUACAACACUGCAAUAGAGCCAAUAGAGCCAUGGAGGCAAGAGAAAUGCCUUAAAAGACCAUCCUCCAGUCAGUACUAUACAACCUUACUCCAAGAGAUUGAGACAUGGCUUUACUUACCCAGGAUAAUGGAUAAAUCCCUCUCCUCUAGCCCCAGCAGGAAAGGGCAAUUCACCUGCCUCGAUGGAAAAUGGAGACAGCCCAGUAAUGCAGAAGAGAAGCAGAUCGACCCCAACCACUUCAUCAAAAUGGCCAGUCCUUGUGGCAGUCACACCCACACCACUCGCACCGCCUCUACUAUACUAUCAAAUCCAAAGCAGUUGGUUGAUGAUGGGGAGAAAGCACCCAAAGCCUCUAGCACAAGUCCAGCCCUCAACUGCCAAGAGAUCAACAAAUCCUGGGAGACUCCACCUACUGAGGAAGCAUCAACUUGGCACAAGGCAACUGCUCUCCUCUCGGAUCCCGAUUGUGCUGCACCCAAUCCCUCCAGCCAGGCCAACACACCUAACCUGGACAUCACUAGUAGGCAGGAAACAACAGUAGCCAAACUGUUUAAUUCCCCUUCGCCCAGGAACUCAGCAGACAAUGGCAUCAGGGCCACUCCGAACACAUCCACCAACUGCCGCUCUGAUGGACACCAGAGGGAACCAAAGCCUGCAUCUGACAGUACCGACCCCAUCCGAUCCCCUUCACCAAAGUCCAGCACUCAGAGUUCGGAUUCUAUAUUAUCAUCAAUGUCCGAAAAAGCUCCUCCCAGCCAUGAAGAACAAUGUCAACAACCUACACCUGAGGAGCUGAAUGGAAACUCGAAACCAAGCCCUGACAAGCCUGCCAAAACCACACCAAUUUCAUCAAACACGAAAACUGCACUGGCCGAGCAAAAGAAGAAGGACAAGGCGGAGAGGGCUGCAGCUAAAAGAAAGGCUAGACUAGCAUGCAAUCACAGGAUUGUACCAGAAACUGGGGCUCUGAUGUCAAAAGUGUGGCCAGCAUUGUCAUGUGAACUGAUGAAGGAGAGCCAUGGAAAGAUGCAGAAGGACUCGAAAAAUCCUCGGUGGGACUAUGGCCCGCAACUCAUGGGCUUAGUAGCGGAUAUCAUCGACUGGUCUGCCUUGGAUCUGCACCGUACUGCAUAUUACACCGACUUUCUUUCUUUCACUGCUUCAGCGGAAGCUAUUGCAGCAUUCAGUGUCAUCCUGGAUCCAAACUUCUACCUCUGUUUAAUCCAGUGCCCAAGGCUUAUUCAAGUGGCUUCGAAUGAUCCUUUCUUCCAGCAAGAGGUGAUUAGGAUGGAUCUCAUCAAGCAGGCAUUUGAAUCAAAGGAUGAAGUCAAGGCGGUAUCGUGGAAGACCCUGUACCAGAUGAUGAUUCGGACGAAUGAUACUCCCGAAUACACCGAUAAUGAGGAGGCACAGGCCAUGUUUGCCUCGGCGUUCCGCAAACUGCACUCCCUGGCAAAAUCCAGCUACAGUUUAUUCCACCAGUUUAUCCGCAUGCCCGAACCCCUCUGGCCUGACUCCAACAAACCGAAGCGGGACCCCCUCAUGCUUGCUGGGAUAUUCAUCAUCGGAAAGAUCAAAGUUUUGGAGGCAGGUGCAACUGGCCCGACUUUGCAAGAUGCUGUCUGCCACCCCCACGAGACUGAAAUGCCGACUAAAGACUCCAAUAAACCGCGGAAAGCCAAGGUGGCCAAUGGACUUUUAGUGUUACAGAAACGGAUCUGGGAAACACUUUUGUGCUGCCUCAUGAUGCUACACUCUCAAUGCUCGGCUGAUCUUGCAGACUCUAAAGUGCCUGGACCAAAGCCCAAAUGGACCAAAGAGGAAGCAGAGAGGCUGAAGAAAUACGACCAUGGUUUAAGCCUAUUCGAUGAUGGAGAUCUGUCGAAUGCAACUCCGAAUGACAAGAAGCGUUGGAGCAAGAUGCGACUGUCGGCGUUUGGCUCUAUGGCGGUAUUUCUCCUGUAUGGCGUGGCGGGCUGGUGGCAUUGUCUAGUCGAUUCACAUAACUUUAACAAGUCAGAUGUGUGGGCACUUAUGCACCUAGCACAUGCAAAACACAAGUGGCUUUACGUUUCUGGACAAUACACGAAAAGAGAACCGGCAGAUACACCAUGGUACACGCUUGACAGUUUUAUACGAUGGCUCUUAUACACAAGUGGUAUUGGAUCUAAAGACCCCCACACAAUUGAUUGGCAUGCGACGUUGGACUCCUGGGCUACACACCUGAACAAUAUUCAAAUAGCACGAUUUGCCUUACAAGACAUUCUGGAAGAAGUUAGCAAGGGCCAAGCUGAUCGACAAACAUCCAAUUAUAACGGAGAUGUAGCCCCCGAUGUCAAAUUGAACAAAGCUCAACAAGCCAGUGCCAACGACCUGCAAUCAACAGUUGCCACCAGUUGGCAAGAAACUAGUACGAUGCAUGCUAACACCUUGCAGUCUGGAUACGACUCAAAAGUGAAGAGUCAAGCUCCAACUCCGAGAAUCAGCCCUGCUCCGAAUCUCUGCAAUCCCAGUUACCAGACUUGA